AAAAUCUUUAAGCCCUUCUGAAACCAUGGCUUGUAGACUCUGUUCUAACUCUCUCUGUUUCAUCCCUCUCCUUGCCCUUCUUUUAGUCCUUUUCUCUUCUUCUACAUCUCUGGCUGAUGUAUCAUCAUCAAUCCCUGCAUCUAGAGAUUCAAUCUGCAAAUCAACCCCAUAUCCUUACUACUGUAGAUCAGUUCUUCCAUCCAAUGAUUCAUCCAAUGUAUAUGACUAUAGUCGAUUUUCUGUCAGCAAGUCUCUGUCUUCAGCAAGGAAGUUCUUGAGUUUGGUGAACAAGUAUCUUAGACAGAAGAGCUUGUCAGUAAUGGCAACUCGAGCCCUUGAAGAUUGCAGGCUUCUAGCACAGCUGAACAUUGAUUUCUUGUUAAACACAUCCGAGACAGUCAAUUCCACAAACAUCUUCCCUACCUUGCAAGCCCAAGAUGUGCAGACCUUUCUUAGUGCUAUACUAACUAACCAGCAAACCUGCUUAGAUGGACUUCAAGCCACAGCAUCAGCUUGGAAUGUCAAGAAUGGUCUCUACACCCCUCUUUCCAAUACAACAAAGCUGUACAGUGUUUCAUUAGCACUCUUCACCAAAGGUUGGGUUCAUAAAAAGAAUAGAACACAUCAAGGGAGAGAGCUUAUGUACUCUGGUACAGAAAUUGAUCGAAAUGGUCACUUGGCUUUGAGAAUGUCGAGCCACCACCGCCGGCUAUAUGAAUCAUUCAGUGGAAGAAAACUAGCUCAGACAAACCAGAGCAAUGUGCUAGUGAGAGACAUGGUAGUUGUGAGCCAAGAUGGAAGUGGAAAUUUCACUACCAUCAAUGCUGCCCUUGCUGCUGCUCCUAACAAUACCAACAUCACCGACGGCUAUUUCGUGAUUUAUGUAGUCUCUGGAGUCUAUUCUGAGUAUGUAACGAUUGACAAAAACAAAUUGAACAUUAUGAUGACAGGAGAUGGUAUAAGGAAGACAGUGAUCACAGGCAACCGAAGCGUUGCAGAUGGAUGGACUACAUUCAAUUCUGCAACUUUCAUUGUUCUUGGGCAAGGAUUUGUGGCAAUCAAUAUCACAUUCCGCAAUACAGCAGGGGCUAUAAAGAAUCAAGCAGUGGCAGUUCGAAAUGGGGCAGAUUUGUCUACUUUCUACAGUUGCAGCUUUGAAGCUUACCAAGAUACCUUAUAUGCACAUUCUCUCAGGCAAUUUUACAAGAAGUGUGAUAUCUAUGGAACUGUAGAUUUCAUAUUUGGCAAUGCAGCUGCAGUUUUCCAAAACUGUGAUAUAUAUGCAAGGCUACCUCUGCCACAACAAUAUAAUACUGUCACUGCACAAGGUAGAACAGAUCCAAACCAGAACACUGGAAUUAUCCUUCAUGGAUGUAAGAUUAGAUCAACUGUGCAAUUGGCUUCUAGCAAUCUCACUACUAAGACAUACUUGGGUAGACCAUGGAGGCCAUAUUCCAGAACUGUUAUUAUGCAAUCCUUCAUUGAUAGCUUGGUAGAUCCAACUGGUUGGAUAGAUUGGGGUAAUACUACAGUUUUAAGUACACUAUAUUAUACUGAGUUCAAUAAUACUGGAGUUGGGUCGGUGACCACAAAUAGAGUUCAAUGGCCAGGUUUCCAUGUUAUCAAUUCUACAGAUGCUUCCAACUUUACUGUCUCAAAUUUUCUGCUAGGAGAUGACUGGUUACCUGCAACUGGAGUUCCUUACACUGGUGGGUUUUUAUUAAAAUUGCCUUCCUCGUUAUAAUUUUCUUGAAAUAUAUAUAUAUAUUUUUAAUUAAAUAGAAUGUAAUUUGUCAAGCCUCAACGCUCUAAGUACAAGGAAAUGUAAUUGUAUAUUUGUAUUGCUUGAGGAUUUUUCUAUACAUUCAAUUUUUUU
Molecule: messenger RNA, 1876 nt
Organism: Telopea speciosissima
Lineage: Eukaryota; Viridiplantae; Streptophyta; Magnoliopsida; Proteales; Proteaceae
Product: probable pectinesterase/pectinesterase inhibitor 20
Exons: 2
Coding region: 26-1744 (572 amino acids)
Biological process (GO): cell wall modification
Molecular function (GO): pectinesterase activity; pectinesterase inhibitor activity
Source: RefSeq, a predicted model, not a curated record